Messenger RNA from Myripristis murdjan (pinecone soldierfish), 3201 nucleotides. It is a transcript of the gene nfatc4, whose product is annotated as nuclear factor of activated T cells 4. The coding region runs from base 318 to 3038 and encodes 906 amino acids. Gene Ontology annotation, biological process: cytokine production; calcineurin-NFAT signaling cascade; regulation of transcription by RNA polymerase II. Lineage: Eukaryota; Metazoa; Chordata; Actinopteri; Holocentriformes; Holocentridae. The transcript has 13 exons. Gene Ontology annotation, cellular component: transcription regulator complex. Gene Ontology annotation, molecular function: transcription factor binding; RNA polymerase II cis-regulatory region sequence-specific DNA binding; DNA-binding transcription factor activity, RNA polymerase II-specific. The record is from RefSeq and is a predicted model, not a curated record.
UGUGAUAGCGCACAUCUCCGAGGGUUCGGGACCGCGCCAGGCAUGAAGUCUGAAAAACUUACGAGCCUUCAUCGUCUGGGAACAUUGUGAAAAGUUGCAAGAAGUUGUACCAAAACUUUCGUGGAGGAGCGACAUUUGCGCGAUGGCACAUACCUAAGACGCAUUCAACAGUUUUGGGAAUAUCUCGGGGAAAGCGGCGUCUUUUUUUUUUUUUUUUUUUUUUUUUAUUUAUUUGAGGCGCUCCAAGGACAUUAUCGCGGUGUCCGACGCAGGCAGAUAUCAGUGAAUCUGCGAUUGUAUCCUGUCUUUGCCGCGGGAUGGGGGCCGCGCCGGGUCCGGGCUGGGAGGAGGGCGAGUUCGAGUUCAAGUUGGUUUUUGAGGAGGACCCGCCGCGUCAGAUCGCACCGGGGCCGACCCCGGUGCGCGCAGCCCAGCCGGAGAGCUCGGUUCCCGGGGAGAAAAGUGAGAGCGUCCCGCUGCACCUUGACUCCACCGGCAGCCUCGACAACCACCUGGCUUCCACCCAUGCAGGCCAGUCCAUCAGCAUCCCCAGCCCGCCACCCUCAGCCAACCAGCGGGCUGGAAUGCACUCCCCACCCCCGCGCAGGGCCCUGGUGAGGGAGUUCAGCGGGACCUACGAGAGCCUGCCAGCACGCUCUGUACAGGUGUCAGAAUCCCGUGUGGUCGAGUGCCCCAGCAUCCAGAUCACCACCAUCUCCCCGGACGAUGACCCAGCGCCGGCCAGCUCCAGCUACUGGGACACGGGUGGCGGCGGUGGGUGGGACCGAGAGCGCCUCUACCUCCCCCUGCUGGACCCUUUCACCUACCGCGACGGAGGCCCCGGCUCCCUCAGCCCCAGCCCCGCCUCCAGCCCCUCCUCUCGCGGCUGGCUCAGCCCUGCCUCCAGUUGCGACUCCCUGUUGGUGGAGGAGGAGGAGCUGAACGAGGCCACCAUCAAUUUUGGGCUUUCACCUUCGUCCAGGCCGACUUCCCCCGGGGGCAAAAAGCGCAGAAAUUCACCCUUGGCUUCUCCCUGUACGUCACGGAGGGGCAGUUACUCAGAGGACCUCCAUGGAUGCAGCCUCGAGGGCGGCGACUCCAUCUCUCAGUCACAAGCUCCUCCCAGCAGCUGUGAGCUCAGCAUCCCUCAGAAAACCAGGAAGACGUCAUUGGAGCAGUUGUCUCCCAGGGAGGUGGAUCAGGAGCAGGCUCCAGGCCACAGCUCCCCCUGCCCGCUGCCAGAGACGCACCAGCCCAGGAGAGAACCCCCCUCCCUGGGCAUGGACUACCUGUCUGUGCCCCCCGCUCUGGGCUGGGGCAGGACCCGAGCCAGCGCCCACAGCCCUCUGUUCAGGUCCAACGCACUUCCACCACUUGACUGGCCGCUGCCGUCCCAGUUUGACCAAUACGAGCUGCGGAUCGAGGUGCAGCCGCGCCCUCAUCACAGAGCCCACUAUGAGACAGAAGGCAGCAGGGGGGCCGUGAAGGCGGCGCCAGCGGGACAUCCUGUCGUCAAGCUGUGCGGCUACACAGACAGGAAGCCUCUCUCCCUGCAGGUGUUUGUUGGAACAGCUGAUGAUCGAUCGAUCAGGCCUCAUCCUUUCUAUCAGAUACACAGGGUGACAGGGAAGAUGGUGGGCACCGCCAGUCAGGAGAGCGUCCAGGCCGGGACCAAACUGCUGGACAUCCCCCUCAACCCCGAGACCAACAUGACGGCACUCAUCGACUGUGCUGGGAUUCUCAAGCUGAGGAACUCGGACAUCGAGCUGAGGAAAGGAGAGACGGACGUUGGGAGGAAGAACACCCGCGUCCGCCUGGUGUUUCGGACCCACAUCCCUCUAGCGCCCCCUGUGGCUCCUCCCGGACGCGUCUUGGCUCUGCAGGUCGCCUCCCUGCCCAUCGAAUGCUCCCAGCGUUCGGCCCAGGAGCUGCCAGUCAUCGAGUCGGUCAGUCUGACUUCCUGCUCUGUGGAAGGAGGCGAGGAGCUGCUGCUGAGUGGCACCAACUUCCUGCCGAUCUCCAGGGUGCUCUUCAUGGAGAGAGGGACAGAUGGCAAAUUACAGUGGGAGGAGGAGGCUCACAUCGACCGUGACAACAGCAAUGAGUGUUUGCUGUGUGUGAGGGUCCCCGCCUACAGCGACCUGUCUGUGAGCCGGCCCGUGUCCGUCUGUCUGUACGUCUCCAACGGGAAGAGGAAGCGGAGCAGCACUCACUGUUUCAAAUACCUUCCCAUCAUGUUCAAGGAGGAGGAUCCUCUGCUGUCUCGGCCCUCUGUCCUGCCCUUGGAGGGGGGAACUCUGUGUCCUCUGGGGGGCACUAGCAGGGCAGACAGGGGCCUCCACCUGAGAGGUGACCACGCAGCCGAGGAGCGAGGCCCAGGCUUCCACCUGCCCCCCUUCCCUUCCGCCUACUCCCCUCCGUACCCAGCUCCUGGCUACCACGAAGAGUACUGCUCCAAACCCGAGGCUGCGGUGGAGGAUCCUGGUGGAUCCAGGGGGGCCCUGUCUGAGCGCCACCCCAGCUUUGAGAACCUGGAGCUGGGCUUCACUGAGCUCCUGCCCCCACUGUACCCCCGUGCCCCACAGCCUCCCUCUCCCUCCCCUUCCCCCUGGCUGGACUCGCCCUACCUGUCCUCCUCGCCCUCUCCCUCCCACUCCUCCUCUCUCAGCCCGUUCCCUGCUGGAAGUCCCAUCUCCUCCUCGCCUCUGCCUCCCAUCCCCACCUCCCCUUACCCCCAGUACUCUGCUUAUCCUCAGGAGGUGUGUCCCUCCCCUCCCUCCAAUCCAAGCCCCUAUCAGGACUUCUACCCAGCACCCUACUCCCACUAUGAGGGCUGGGACCCGCAGGGCAGGGUGCUGGGGAUGGGACAGGGGGGAGAGAGGGACGCACAGGCCGGCUCCAAGAUCCAGGAGGGCCCCCUGGAGUUUAGCAGCUCUGCUUCUAUGCACCACAUCACAUUAGAAGAAGUGACGGAGUUCAUCGGGGAGGACAUCCGGAGUUUCCAGUCAGGCUCACAGAUGGACAACCAGCCAAACUGAGCUCGGCGCGGCUCUGCUGUCAUUAGCGCAUUUGCUAUUCAUGUUUCUAUUCACUAUGCACUUGGUAUUAAGAUACGUUGCUCCAAUUAAAGGCAAUAUUGAAAGGGGAAUUUAAUUACCAGGACACUGUUGUAAUUAUGGCCAUAACUAGCUGUUAUGGUUU